AUGCCGGAACAAGUAUGCGGCUCACGGUUCUCCAGUCGCGUGUCGCAAAUUCGCCAGCAGCAAACCCUGGGGAGUAGUCCUCAAGAAUCCCUCAAGGAUGCCUUUCAGUACCAGGCAUCGCCGUCGAUCGACCAGGCACAGCCGGCGCCCAUGUCGGGUGCAUCUUGGACGCCACCGCCUGGUGGAGUGUCCAUGUCCAUAUCUGGAUCAGGCGGGAUGCCGCCCGCAGCAGCUCCAACCUCUGUCGCAGGGCCCUGGACGGCCGAAACGACGCCCUUAGAUUCUCACAGCAGUAGUGCAAUGGGCUGGAAGGAGCCCACCGAUGUGGAGUACUGGCUGCCAGAUAACCUGGAUGCCGAAGUGCCCAUAUUCGGGUUCCAGGGAAGCAAUAUUUACCUCAAACCAUCUCUUCCUUCCAUCGUGCAGCCCGUGUCCGAUGCAUCUACCAUAGGCAUGACUCCGCAGGAUCCUCAAAGCAUGCCCUUUUCCCCGACUGUGGGCUCUCUGACAUCAGACAGCCAAGAGCCAGAUACAUGGCCGUCUUCAAUCAUCGAAGCCAACAUGAUCCCAUGGAUUGAUGUCUACUUCGACCGACUGCACCCGACCCUGCCGGUACUAAGCCGGUCUUCGCUUUUCACACGGAUGCUGUCGCAAGAGCAUCGGAAGAACCCCCAGUUUGGAGCAAUGCUUUUGUCUCUCUGCGCUUUCUCUCUAACUCAACCAAUCGAAAUUAAUGAACGACCCACGACUUCAUCCCGCGCUUCUCAGGCACGAUCUAUGAUGGACGCAGCCACGAAAAUGCGGAGCUGCUCCGAUUUCGGGGAACAUCCCACGAUCGAAGCGGUCUUGACGAGUUUCUUUCUUUUUGGUUGUCUCUUUGGCAGUAAUCAACAUAAUGCGGCGUGGCUGCGACUCCGAGAAGCCCUGGAUCUUGCGGCUACGAUGGGGCUGAAUGAUCCAGAUUCAUAUCGCGAGCUCUCCGGAGAAGAAAAGGGUCAGCGCUUACGGACAUAUCUUGUGCUAUCGAUCACAGAAAGGUGGGGUACAGCCCUGCCCACUUUAUGA
Messenger RNA from Penicillium lagena, 1065 nucleotides. RefSeq names its product fungal specific transcription factor domain-containing protein. Lineage: Eukaryota; Fungi; Ascomycota; Eurotiomycetes; Eurotiales; Aspergillaceae. Bases 1 to 1065 code for a protein of 354 amino acids. Gene Ontology annotation, biological process: DNA-templated transcription. The transcript has a single exon. The record is from RefSeq and is a predicted model, not a curated record. Gene Ontology annotation, molecular function: DNA binding; zinc ion binding.